AGAACGUAGAGAUAACUUACACCGAGCAUGUUUGCCGCUAGGAGGAUAACUAAUUUGCAAACAAGCAUUACUGUUGUAUUGCACUAGACUAUAAGUCCUUGAUUCAACGAGUAUCAAUAUGAUAAAAUCGUAUAAAAACGAAACAGUUCAACAUAUCAUACUUUUAAUUUGAAGUGUGUCGAAUCAAUACUAAUAAUGUCGUUUAAGUGAAAAGUUGUCCGACUGAAAUUACAGUACCGAAUGCAUGCGGGAAUGUUUAAUAUCAUAUGAAUACAACUAGUAUAUUUUGGCCUCUUCCAUUAUAAACGCCCUAUUUUAAAGGCUCUCUCAACUGUGUAUUCUUGUUUAUAAUUUCGCGUGUGACGUAUUCAGUGGGACCUGUAUAGUAUACUGGCACCGUUCCAAGUCUAACAUACAUACACAGACCAGGUAACAGGGUGGUACACCUCCUCAUCACCGACAUGUAGUCCAGGAUACGUGGACGUGAGAACAAACGAGGAAGGCAUGGCAGUGUUCAUUCUCCUACUUGUUCUUUGCCUGGGCAUUCAUGCCAGUGUGACAGCAGAUCCUUGUUUGACAUACGAUAAUUUCACCGCCGACUCAACACGAUCGCCUAGCCACGUAGAUAACAAUAAUUGUGAUGCAGUCCUCACUGAGAAAUGGUACAGACUGGUAGGGGACGCGGGCACUGACCUGACUAAUGACAGUAGUGUUUUAGUUUCUGGUGGAUGUGGGACGCAGUAUCAACUGUGGAUGAAUGCCACCAUGCCAGAUGUUUCAGAAGGAAUCGUAGAUAGAAAGAUCUGCAUGACGUCACCCUUCUCAAACUGCCACAGUUCUUUCACCGUCCAAGUGAAAAACUGUUGCUCUUUUCGAGUUUACUAUCUUAAGAGUGCAACUAACUGUCCUCAGGCAUACUGCGUUAGUCCCAGUCUUGUUCCUCCUGUCGACUGCCCCGGUCCAUCUACGAACUCUUCUACAAGUGUUUCAACUGCGAGUGAGACAACUACAUCUGGGGAUACUACUACCAGUAUAUCUACGAAGGAGACGAAAGCUACCAAGCAAACAACUUCGGCGAAAACAGAUGAAGUGACAACACCAGCAUCAGAGAGAAGCUCAAACCCAGUAAUCAUUGUGUUAGUAGUAGUGUGCGUUGUGCUUUUUGUGUUGUUUAUCGGGCUUUCAUUCGCCCUGUACAUGAGAUGUAAAAGAGAAAAAGGUCUACCCGAUUCCACUCAUUUUGGGAACGCAGCAAUGCAUUAUUCCAAGGACACGAGUAGUGCUUUUACCGAGAACACCCUUAAUUCUCAUUAUGAACAAAUGCAAUCAAAAAGCCAAUCAGACGGCGAGUAUCAAGAUAUAAACGAUAUGUAUCUGAUAUCUGAAAAACCAAAACAGGAGAACUGUAUAGAAGGUCCGUACUAUGUGCUGAAUCCAAGUACAAUGCAAUCACACCAAUCUCCCUACGAGGAUUUGAAGUCGCCAACAAGCUCCAAUCCUUACGACAUUUUAUCAGAAUCUGCUGCUGAUUCAAAUAAAGCUUCCAAGAUGGAGUUAAGGGAAGAAGACGCCAACCACUACACUAAAAUAUAACAGCGUACGGAAUAGAAGAAUUAAUCUGCAUACUCAGGAAUUACAUCAAAAAUCUCUAAAUAAGAUCCUUUCUAUUCUGUUACCUGGCAAAUAGAAAAAGUGCAUUUGUUGCGAAAGGCCAUAACAAUUUUUCCUUGGCGGAACAAAUGAACUAUGUGAAAACGUGAAAAGACAAUCUUGGUUGUAUUACAACUCUUAAGGAUAAUAUAUACGUUUCAGUGCCUGAUUUCAUCAUCGUUUGUAAAGUGUCUGAUAGGAUAUACGAUCACUGUCCUUUGUUUGUAUAAAUUAUUUCUAAUUCAUGUUUGGUUAGAGCCGUUACAAGGACGUUUAACACCGUCAGCCAGUAAAGUAUUUGCUACAAAAGCAUACAAACUACAACAAAAGGAUGGUACAUGUAAUACACGAUUUACGGGAUCUAAGGAAUUUUGUAACUGACUUUCGUAUUUAGGAGAUGUCCUGUCGCUUUCCUUGAAGUUGUCUGUAACCUUGUAGCAGCUGAGAUUUGUUCUUGAAAUUUGUCACGUAAAUUAUUUUUUUAUAGGCAAAUUGUACCUUUUCCUCGACUCAAAGUUGGAGUAAGACUAAUAAGCUGUAUUUUACAUAUUUGAAUAUUGACCUUUAUAGCUAUAAACAAAUCUAUUAGUUAUUGUUUUUAUUUCACUACUGAAAUGUUACCUUAACACAUUAAUACAUACACAGAAACUUUCGACAAAAUAAAAAGAGACAAUGUGUUCGUUAAGUGUAUUCGUCUUCUACUUAAUUGACAACACUCGGCCUGUCAAUACAGGUCAAAUUCAAGUAAUGACAAGUCCUUAACUUAAGACCCGGCCAGUUAAAACGAAACCACUUACGAGCAUAAUGAAAAAAACCGUGAUAUUCAAAUCUCAUAUAUCUCAGAAUAUUUUCACUGAGAUCACCAUAGCAACCAUAAAACCUGCCCGUUGUUCUCAUCAACCUGCGCCUCUAGGAAUCCUGUGUUGUAAGUUUGUCUGUUAGCUGUAUUUUGUAUUCUCAUACAACAAUACGUACAUACAUGACCCCCUUUUAUAUCUAGUGUUUACAUCAAUAACGUAAAUGGUCACAUAGUUUUGUGUGUCAGUAACUUACACAAGUUUUCCAAGUACGAUGUGUAUUGAUUUUUGUUUGUAAACCAGCAAAUAAAUGUGAAAAGAAGCAAAAUUGAUUACAGGAUAUGUUGUCAACAGGUGAAUAGAAAUCUCCCAUUGCAUACAAUACGUUCCAGAGUCAGAUACCAGUGAAUUGAGUGUGUGUUACUGAAAUUGUUUUGUUUGAAAUUUGUUAGAAUAAUCUAUCAAUUGAUAGGUUUUUUAGAAUAUCUAUAUUUUACCACUAAUGUGUAUUCUUGUUUGUACGACAUACUUUUGCCAGCCCUUGCCAAUAGCUAUAAUUAGUAUUUGAGUCACAUACUUAUAUCAUUCCUGACGUGUAUCUUUAAAUAGAUAUUUAUAAAACUUCCUGGUUAAAUAGGUGCAAAUAGUGUUCAGCGGACCAAAGUGGCCGACACAGUCGACACACACGCAAUACCGGUAUGUUAUCAAUGUGUUAAUCAGAGGCUUUAAUACCAUAUACAAAGGGCACGUCAGUCAUCUUUGUAUUGAAACGAAAAUAAC
Molecule: messenger RNA, 3227 nt
Organism: Mizuhopecten yessoensis (Yesso scallop)
Lineage: Eukaryota; Metazoa; Mollusca; Bivalvia; Pectinida; Pectinidae
Exons: 6
Coding region: 505-1593 (362 amino acids)
Source: RefSeq, a predicted model, not a curated record